Polychytrium aggregatum is the source of this 2175-nucleotide messenger RNA. Its product is annotated as WD40-repeat-containing domain protein. Gene Ontology annotation, molecular function: protein binding; RNA polymerase II general transcription initiation factor activity. The transcript has 12 exons. Gene Ontology annotation, biological process: transcription initiation at RNA polymerase II promoter. The record is from RefSeq and is a predicted model, not a curated record. Bases 226 to 2166 code for a protein of 646 amino acids. Gene Ontology annotation, cellular component: transcription factor TFIID complex. NCBI's taxonomy places the organism in Eukaryota, Fungi, Chytridiomycota, Chytridiomycetes, Polychytriales.
CACAGCAUUGGCAUCGACACAAGUAUCAACACAAGUAUCAACACCGGUAUCGACACCGGUAUCGACACCGGUGUCAACAUUGGUAUCGACUCCAGCGCCGACACCAUCUGCAUCGCCGCGCUCGCGAGCGCAGCACCGUCCGUCGUCUUUCCUGCAUCAUCGCCGCCCUGAUCUCCCCAGUCCAUCGCCCGGACCGCCUCGGACCAGCUCGCCUCAGCAGAUGAUAUGCAUAUGACCCCGUUGACCUCGGCCUCCUUUGCAUCCGACCAGCCGACGCCUCCCCUCUGCCCACAGCCGUCCAGUACCCCGGCAUCCAUCCCCACGGCGUCGCCAGCAACCGUCCAUCCGUCUCUUGAAUCCGAUCAAAUCCCGUCCAGCGGCAUCGGCAACCAACGCUAUGGCGCCCAAGCCCAGUCUCCAGUGUCGCCGUCCAGCAUGCCGACGGCCUUGCUUGCGCCGGUUCAAGUGACAUCACCGGCAGCGACACCGUCAUCCACAGCCGCGGAUCGGCUCCAAGAGAACACCUCGAUAGACACCUCCACGACAUUCGUGCCGACAUUGCACCGCUCGGCCAACCCAUACCCGUUCAAACCCCUGAUGGUCGAUAGAGCCGUCCAAACCUAUCCUGUUCGGAUCAUUGCGCUGCCUAUGCCUGGGGAUGACGAAGACGAGGAGAUCGACGUCGAGAGCAUCGAUGCAGAUCACUCUGCCGGCCUGGUGCCGAUCAAGAUCGAGCCCCGAUCGACGCCCCCGCCGAUUCCCGAGCCCGUCAAGCCCACCCAGAAGCCGCCAAAAGUCGCCAAGAGUUCAAAGAAAAAGGAAUAUGCCGAGAAGCCCUUAGAUGCUGCCGAGAAGACAAAACCCAAAGCACGGACAUCGAGAGCGACCCGCAAGAAGACUCAUGUCCACUCACCUUUCGAUUCAGUCGCCAUGUCCAUGCUGUCUGCAAAGUAUCCUGAUAACUACCACAACGCUGUCGCCGACCUGACCGAGCCUGGGCCGAUCACUGUCAUCAACGCGGGUGAGCCCCUCGCCCUGAGAGACGAUGCCAAUAUCCGCGACACAGCACCGAUCACAAGCAUGGUGCUGUCACCGGAUCAUUCCAUGCUUGCCACCUUUUGCAACAACGGUUGCGUGCGGAUCUGGGACCUCGAUACUUUUCAAGAGAUCCAAUUCCUGAGAGAUGCAGAUGAGCCCAACAUUGAGGAGUAUUAUGUCGGUCGUUUCUCGCUGGACAUGAAGCGCAUUGUGGUCGGAGGGAGGCUCAAGGAUAGGAAGCGCUGGUCUGCCCUGGAUGACGACAACCACAUUCUGCCGUGUCCGCUCAAGGUCUUUGACGUGCUCACGGGCAAGGUCAUUGCCAAAUACGAAGGGCACGAGGAAGAGAUCCUGUCAGUCAAAUACCUGGAGUACAUGGGGGACUCCUACUGCAUUUCAUCGAGUCAGGACGGAUAUAUUAUCCGGUGGAAAAUCGCAUCGGACUGGAGCAGGCUACUCGCGCGGAAGAGAAUGGAGGACGGCAUCACUUGCAUGGCCUUCACAAUAACGUUUCUGCCGCACACUGGAAACCGGUAUUUUCUGGCCGCAUGUGAUGCGGGUGUCCGACUGUUUGACUUUGGUGAAGCUCAGCUUUUACAGAGCUUCGAUGGCCUGUACUCUUGCUACUGUGAUUGCGCAAAGUUCAUCUCGCCGACAGCCUUCGAAACGCCGCCGACGUGGGACCAAGUGCUGGAUUCGAGGAAAGGGGCCGACUACACUUCGCCCAUGUUUGGAUAUUUUGUGACUCGCGGAGUUGAAGUCGUGGAAGAUGAGCAGCAGCAAAGCACGAUACCCAACAAGGUCAAGAUAUACAAGCUCAUAUAUCCCAAUCGACUCGGCGGCCAGUUUGAGAUCCGGGAGGUCAAGUCGUUCCAGGAUGACGACUAUGUAUCCAACUCGUGGCUGACCAAGGUGACAUGCAACCAAAAAUACGUGGCUGCCCCAACCUGCGACGGACGGAUCUUUAUCUACCACAUGCAGACAGGCAAUGUGAGCGCGAUAUUGCGAGGGCACGAAGAGCUCGAAGUCCGAGAUGUCAUCUUCCAUCCAACGCGGCCUCUUUUGUUUUCUUGCGCGGACGACGGAUGUGUCAAGGUCUAUCACUAUGCCGCCAAUAAAGACAGCUGACGACACAAA